CUUUAAGCCUGUAUAUGUAGUGCUCCAGGCCUUAGUCAGUGUCAGGGUCCACUGAACGCUCACAUCACCCAUUGCCACUUCCUCUUUGCUCUGCGCAGUGGUCAUUAGUGUCAACCAAAGAGUCCACUGGCAAGUCACGAGGAACUUCGAGGACGCUGUUUAACAUCUCACGGUGAUUAGCACCGCGAGAAGGACCGCACCCGCAUGGAGUGCAUGACUUGAAGACUAAAUUUGAAGGCGCAGGAAACGUGACCUGUACGUGGCGACAUGGCUUCACUCUACACUUUCCUUAACCGCUUGCUGCCGUUUGCCACGCCCGGGACACCGAUUCUGCAAGAUGUCCUCCAUUUAGCGAUUAUCUGCAGCGCUCUUUACUUUGCGCCGCAGAUUCAAAGUCGUUUCCAAGAAUGGCACCGUGGCCGUCAGGAUGAAGACGCCAACACCCAAGGGCAACUUGGACAUACCGAAACGCAGCUUGACCCCCGUGUCCAGGAUGAUGGCGAAGACCUACUCACUGACGGACGCGAAGAUGAGGCCGCGGAGCCUGCUUUCAACGCAGACGGGCAUGCAGACGACACUCAGGCUGAAGCGGUCGAACCCACCGACAUGCUCGAUGAUCACCCGCGCCAUGCUCCUCAAGUACAGAUGCCUUCUCAACGGAACGUAGGCGCGAAGAAGGCGAAGGCUCUGGCCAAACGCGACCAACGACGGGCUUACAACGAAUUCAUGCGUUCUCAAGGUGAUAUCCAGCGUGCUCGUGAUGCAGAGGGAGCACAAGAACGCGAAGCCGUACUCGCAGCAGAACGUCAACGUCGGCGAGCUACAGAAGCUGCACUUGAAGCCAGGAAGGCUCGGGAGCGCGGAUUGAAACGUGAGCAGGAGACGAAGGCACGGGAAGCGGAGAUUAAACGGCGAGAGUUGGCUGUGAGUACCGUGAAACGCCAGCUUGAUGAGAAGCGCAUGGUCAAUCUCUUCGACGUUGCGAAGCUUGUGGGCGACGAUGCCGACGAUGAAUGGGUCGAGCGCAUCCUGAACGCGGCCGGUGUGCUUGGAAGGUCUGGCAGCAUGAUGACCAUGGUGACGGCUACACGGUGGGUGGUUCGGGUGACCGAGAAAGACAUGCACGCUGUAUAUGAGCGAGUGUUGGAGCAAGACAUGAGCGACGCCGAUGGGAAGAUCAGUUUUGACACUGUGGCCACCGCCCUUCAGAAUGCGCUGGUCGGGAGUUAGUUGAUCCAGCUCAACAGCACAUUGUUCACCAGCAAUACGCACGCGCCCUGCGGAGAGUCUGAAGUAGCCGCAACAGCCUACCAGCAGCUCUCCAUUCCUUUUCCAACACUGGGAAUCCGGUGGUCUUUAGGAAAGCGGAGCUCCGCAGCCGCUUCG
Baudoinia panamericana UAMH 10762 is the source of this 1386-nucleotide messenger RNA. RefSeq lists its product as uncharacterized. The record is from RefSeq and is a predicted model, not a curated record. The transcript has a single exon. The coding region runs from base 268 to 1230 and encodes 320 amino acids. NCBI's taxonomy places the organism in Eukaryota, Fungi, Ascomycota, Dothideomycetes, Mycosphaerellales, Teratosphaeriaceae.